AGUGCACAGACUGCAGUGUGUGGCCAGAGUAAGUGUGAGCUAAAUGAGAGUGGUGGUGUUAAGGAGGAUGCGAGUCCCGUUCCCACAUGGCUCUUUUCCAACGAGAGACGUUUUGAGAUCAGACACAGGAACCGGAGCUGAGCAACAGCAAGAACAGCAAAUCCGUCCAUCUUUCGGCAACAAACCCAGCCGAGAUCUUUCUACACACACCCCGUCUCCCACCACACAGAUUUAGACCUUUAUUCCUAUUUAUCCUUCUUUUAUUCUUGCAUAAGGGACUUGAAUUGAGCCUUUUGGGGCUGAGAGUGAUAACAGGUGAUCAGCCAAGAAAGGAUUUACUGCACGACCUUAUAUUGGCUGUUGGGAGGUGAUGACAGCCGACAAGCCCGUGCCCAUGGUGAACGGGAGGCACGCGGAAGACGCCGAGGCUCCGCACGCGAGCCCCGUGCACGAGCGCGGCCAGUGGGGCAGUAAGGUGGAGUUCGUGCUCUCGGUGGCCGGAGAGAUCAUCGGCCUCGGCAACGUAUGGAGGUUCCCAUAUCUCUGUUACAAGAACGGAGGAGGUGCUUUCUUUGUGCCUUAUGUCAUCUUCUUCGUGUGCUGCGGUAUUCCCGUGUUCUUCCUGGAGACAGCACUAGGCCAGUUUACCAGCGAAGGAGGAAUCACAUGCUGGAGGAAAGUCUGUCCACUUUUUGAGGGUAUUGGUUAUGCAACUCAGGUCAUCGAGGCGCAUCUGAACGUGUACUAUGUGGUUAUUUUGGCAUGGGCAAUCUUCUACCUGUUUAACUGCUUCACCACUGAGCUGCCCUGGGCCUCCUGCGGUCAUUACUGGAACACAGAAAACUGUGUGGAUUUCAACAAUGCCAGUGUGGCAAACCUCAGCAACCCCUAUGCCACCUCACCAGUUAUGGAGUUUUGGGAGCGUCGUGUCCUCAGUAUAUCCGGUGGAAUCGAGCAGGUUGGGAAGCUGCGCUGGGAACUCGCUCUGUGCCUAGCAGUGGCUUGGGUCAUAUGUUAUUUCUGCAUAUGGAAAGGUCCUAAAUCAACUGGAAAGGUGGUAUACGUCACUGCAACCUUCCCUUAUUUCAUGUUGGUGAUCCUGCUCAUUCGAGGGAUCACACUUCCUGGUGCAGCAGAUGGAAUCAAGUUCUACCUUUACCCUGACAUCUCUCGGCUCUCAGACCCCCAGGUGUGGGUGGAUGCUGGAACUCAGAUCUUCUUCUCGUAUGCCAUCUGUCUGGGAUGUCUGACUGCUCUCGGGAGCUAUAACAGUUAUAAUAACAACUGUUACAGGGACUGCGUCAUGCUAUGCUGCUUGAACAGUGGCACGAGUUUUGUGGCAGGGUUCGCCAUCUUCUCUGUGUUAGGCUUCAUGGCUUAUGAACAGAACGUGCCGAUUGAAGCCGUGGCUGAAUCAGGACCAGGUCUGGCUUUUAUAGCAUAUCCAAAAGCUGUGACUAUGAUGCCAUGGUCUCCUCUAUGGGCAUGCCUCUUCUUCAUGAUGCUCAUCUUCCUCGGCCUGGACAGUCAAUUUGUGUGUGUAGAGAGUCUUGUGACUGCCGUGGUGGACAUGUACCCCAAAACCUUCAGAGUGGGAUACCGUCGAGAGCUCCUGAUCUUAGGGAUGUCUGUGGCGUCUUAUAUUUUGGGUCUAACCAUGUUGACAGAGGGUGGCAUGUAUGUAUUCCAGUUGUUUGAUUCCUAUGCUGCCAGCGGGAUGUGUUUGCUUUUUGUGGCCAUCUUUGAGUCCAUCUGCAUUGGCUGGGUCUACGGCAGUGACAAGUUUUAUUCGAACAUUGAGGACAUGAUUGGUUACAAGCCCAUAUUUUUCAUCAAAUGGUGCUGGAAGAUCCUUACUCCUGGCAUCUGUUCAGGAAUUUUCCUCUUCUUCUUGAUCAAGUACAAGCCCCUGAAAUACAACAACGUGUACACGUAUCCAGACUGGGGUUACGGGAUUGGAUGGACGAUGGCAAUGUCCUCGAUGGUCUGCAUCCCUCUGGGCAUUAUAGUCCAGAUCUGGAAAACAGAAGGAACCUUCAUGGAGAGAAUCAAGAAGCUGACCACCCCGAGCUCUGAUCUGAGGAUGAGAGGCCACCUCAGUGCAAAGAGUCCCUACGCCAUCAACGAUGCUGAUGCUAAAAUGAGGGUGGACGGCAAAAUCUCCACCAUUACGGAGAAGGAAACACAUUUCUAAACCUGUACCUACCAAGACACGGUCACACCCACCAAGACUGGAACGGAAAAGAACUUAAAGCUUGCCUCGAUUUUUGGUGAAGAGAAAAUGAUUAUCACAUUCUUAGUCUUGCCCUUUUUGCACAAAUGAUUAACGCAUCCAUUAUGAGUUAACUUCACGAUAAAAAAAAUGUCAUAUUCAAAUUUAUCAAAAAUCUAGACUGUUAAAGGUGAUCUUGUACUUUGUGUAUUUUUGUGACACUAGUGAUUACCGUACCUAGAGUGAAGCCAAGGUACAAAUGUGCUGUAAAGUGUUUCUGCAUUUUGACUCUUGGCAAAGGCAUUAUUCUCUACAGAAUGUUCCUAAUGUGUAGAAGAACCAUUUUAUGACCAUUCCAAAUGUUACAGGUAUGUUUGUAGAGGAUUCUUUAUAUGAUGGAUAAAAAUGAUGGUACAUUUGGUUGGCAUUAGCCUCCUCGCAGAACGAGCAUGAAUUAACACGCUCAGUGUCCGUGGCAUUUUAUACGGCAUGGACUCAAUGCCACUUCCCAACGGUUAAACUGAGUUUAAUCCAAGGUGACAGACUGAACACAAUUCAUCAUUUUUGUGCUUUCUGAACUACUUUCAGAUAGCCAGCUUGACUCUCUAACACUGUAGUGGGCACUUCACAUUCUCUCAGUGUUAUCAAAGCAGUCUCUUGACAAGCCGGAGGCCCAAGGGCAGCUGUUCAGGUUUUUUUCUUUUGAUGAAGUAUGAGAUUAAGGUCAGGUUUGUUUUGCAAUACACAUUCACUAUAUGGAUACCAUUAUAGAUAAAUGGUGGUUUGUAAUUGUUGGUUCUGGGUUAUGUAAGAGUGGGCCUUAAGAUAGGAAAGGAUUAAAGGUAAGUAGGAUUUAACAAGGAUAUGCAGUUAAAGGGAUUAAUUGGGUCCUAAUGUUUUGGACUGGCUAACACACUUGCUGCUAUUAUCACUUUUACCACUUGAUUUGUAGAAUGAAAUGUGCCCUAGUUGCCAUUAGACUGACCUGUAUGUGCUGAAUAUAUUGCUAAUACUAUGAUGGUAAAUUUAGCUAGUGUAUUGACUGUGUUUGACAGAUUAAACCAAGUGUUGAUUAAGAAAGAGAACUGACCAGAGUGUUAUAUCAGGGCACCCAGCUAUACUUCGAUACUGUAGAUGUCCGGUUGUCUUGGAUCCACUGUGAACCCUGUGCACAUGCAUGUGAUCUUUGGUAUGGUCUAAUUCAUCAUGACACUGUCACCUCUGUUUGUGCAAGUAAAACUGUUUUACUGUUUUAAUAGCCUAACUUUUGAGAUUGAUGUAUAUUUUUACAUUUGGUUAGGGUAUUUUUGUGUGUACUAUUUCUUGAGAUGAACAAAAAAAAAAAAAGAAAAAAGAAAAUGUGUUUAUUGGAGAACUUUUGAUAUGCCAUUCAACAUGGUGAUUUAGAGAUAUAAUGCAAAUGUUAUAUGUGCUGUUUACACAGAUUUUGGUAUUCACAGGACAUAAGAAUGAUCUGCUUACUCAUUUUUAAAAAUAAAAGUUAAAAAGAAA
Molecule: messenger RNA, 3724 nt
Organism: Hemibagrus wyckioides
Lineage: Eukaryota; Metazoa; Chordata; Actinopteri; Siluriformes; Bagridae
Gene: slc6a11b
Product: solute carrier family 6 member 11b
Exons: 15
Coding region: 371-2194 (607 amino acids)
Biological process (GO): sodium ion transmembrane transport
Cellular component (GO): membrane
Source: RefSeq, a predicted model, not a curated record